GGAUUGCGUAAUUACUGAUGUGAUGUGUUUACAAGAUGGCGACCAGUCGAGAAGGUUUGACAAGAAAGUGUACUGUCAAACGUGGAAGUUCUCUAGUAAAUGACGAGCUUCAGGCAAGGUUGAAACAAAUAAAAUCAAUCUUACAAAAAGGAACUGAUGAAUGCAGCCAAGAAGAGCUGAAUAUCUUGCGAGAGUCGCCUGAAAUGGUGCAAGAAAUUGAACGAAGAGCGAUCAAACAGGCGAAUGCCAAAGCCCGUAAAAUUGAGGUCUGCGAUUCUCCAGAAGAACUUGUUGCAAAGGCAACGCAGCUGGCAAAUGCCAUCAAGGAAGCGAAUUUUGUAGUUGUUUACACUGGUGCUGGUGUCAGUACGGCAGCUUCUAUUCCAGAUUAUCGGGGUCCAAAUGGAAUUUGGACAAAACUUUCAAAGGGAGAGUCAAUAAAAAACUGCACCAAUCUUUCUGAUGCAGAGCCAACCUUAACGCACAUGAGCAUUUUGAAACUUUAUCAGGAACGACAUGUGAAACAUGUUGUAUCACAGAACUGUGAUGGCCUCCACCUUCGUAGUGGCUUGCCAAGUGAAGCGCUGUCUGAAGUUCAUGGCAAUAUGUAUAUUGAGGUGUGUACCGAGUGUGAACCAGAGAGAGCUUAUGUUCGAACGUUCGAUGUGACAGAAAAAACAGCAUUACGUCGCCACAACACUGGUCGAAUGUGUCAUAUUUGUGGAGGAAAACUACGAGACACAAUUGUACAUUUUGGUGAGAAAGGAUGUUUGGAGUGGCCACUGAAUUGGCAGGGUGCCAUUGAUGCAGGAAAAGCAACUGAUUGUAUUGUUUGUCUUGGUUCAAGUCUCAAAGUUUUAAAGAGGUAUAAUUCUCUCUGGGGGAUGACAAGAACAAAGGCAAGAAGACCACAGCUAUACAUUGUUAAUUUACAGUGGACUCCAAAAGAUACAUCUGCAACUUUGAAAAUUAAUGGUCGCUGUGAUGAUAUCAUGCAAUUGGUCAUGGCAAAGCUUGGCCUGGAUAUUCCAGGUUAUAAAAGGAAACAUGACCCAUUAUUUCGCCUGAGCACACCAUUACGGGAACAUGAACUUUGCACGAAAACAACAAAGAAUUUUGAGGUUCUUCUAGAAAGCAGGGCAAAUGAGCAUUUAAAUGGUGAGACAAACCCUUGUUCGAUACAAGAUGUGAAACAUUUGGAACAAGAUGCAGUAGAGUGGGACAAUAGGGAACAUUUAGGUGCAGGAUGGUAUGGCAAGGGUUAUGCCAAGUUAAAGAAACCACGUAAAAGACGAAAGCUUAAAUAGUCUGAAGUAUGUUGGAAAUAAUCAGUGCUGCAAUGAUGUCUUUUAAUAUGUAUAUAAACAACUAUUUAUAAUUGUGUUAUUGAAGAGAAUUAUGCAAUCUUGCAUUUGACCUUUCUCACAUUAAAACCUUCAUUCCAAUUAC
Dendronephthya gigantea is the source of this 1449-nucleotide messenger RNA. RefSeq names its product NAD-dependent protein deacetylase sirtuin-7-like. Gene Ontology annotation, molecular function: NAD+ binding. The record is from RefSeq and is a predicted model, not a curated record. The transcript is spliced from 10 exons. The coding region runs from base 36 to 1307 and encodes 423 amino acids. Lineage: Eukaryota; Metazoa; Cnidaria; Anthozoa; Malacalcyonacea; Nephtheidae.